Macaca mulatta (Rhesus monkey) is the source of this 3309-nucleotide messenger RNA. The record is from RefSeq and is a predicted model, not a curated record. Lineage: Eukaryota; Metazoa; Chordata; Mammalia; Primates; Cercopithecidae.
CUCGUAAGUGCUCCGGGUAGAAACUGGUGCAGGGGGCAGUGGCGUUCCGCGGUCGGAAGGGAUGGGGGAGGAGCCGAGGCUGCGCGCCGGCUGCUCCUCCCCACCCCCAGCCUCUGCCCUGAAGGGGGCUGGAUGGGCAAGUCGGACGCGAUGGCUCGAGCUCGGGCGGUGGCGGCUGUGGCCGGAGGCGGCGGUGCCUCCUCCUCCUCGCCCCGGCGCCGGCGGUGAUCGGAGCGAGCUGCCGCGGCCCCCGAUGAGACUGCUGGUGGGCUGGCUGUGCCUGAGCCUGGCGUCCGUGUGGCUGGCGCAGAGGAUGUGGACGCUGCGGAGCCCGCUCACCCGCUCCCUGUACGUGAACAUGACAAGCGGCCCGGGCGGGCCGGCGACGGCCGCGGGCGGCAGGAAGGAGAACGACCAGUGGUAUGUGUGCAACAGAGAGAAAUUAUGCGAAUCACUCCAGGCUGUCUUUGUUCAGAGUUACCUUGAUCAAGGAACACAGAUCUUCUUAAACAACAGCAUUGAGAAAUCGGGCUGGCUAUUUAUCCAAUUAUAUCAUUCUUUUGUGUCAUCUGUUUUUAGCCUGUUUAUGUCUAGAACAUCUAUCAAUGGGUUGCUAGGAAGAGGCUCAAUGUUUGUGUUUUCACCAGAUCAAUUUCAGAGACUGCUUAAAAUUAAUCCAGACUGGAAAACCCACAGACUUCUUGAUUUAGGUGCUGGAGAUGGAGAAGUCACAAAAAUCAUGAGCCCUCAUUUUGAAGAAAUCUAUGCCACUGAGCUUUCUGAAACUAUGAUAUGGCAGCUUCAGAAAAAGAAAUACAGAGUGCUUGGUAUAAAUGAAUGGCAGAAUACAGGGUUCCAGUAUGAUGUCAUCAGCUGCCUGAACUUGCUGGACCGCUGUGAUCAGCCCCUGACUUUGUUAAAAGAUAUCAGAAGUGUCUUGGAGCCAACUAGAGGCAGGGUCAUCCUGGCCCUGGUCCUCCCCUUUCAUCCCUAUGUGGAAAACGAGGUUUGGAUUUUGACUGCCAAGAAGAGAAGGAAAGUCUGUGAAACAUUGUAUGUACUCAUAACAAUGGCGGCAGUAGGUGGCAAGUGGGAGAAACCAUCAGAAAUUUUGGAAAUCAAGGGACAGAACUGGGAAGAACAAGUGAAUAGUCUGCCUGAAGUUUUCAGAAAAGCCGGUUUUGUUAUCGAAGCUUUCACCAGACUGCCAUACCUGUGUGAAGGUGACAUGUAUAAUGACUACUACGUUCUGGAUGACGCUGUCUUUGUUCUCAAACCAGUAUAAACACGUGGAGGUCGAAGUCUUCAGAGUCCACAUCCUCUGGGAUGUGCCCUUGGAAGAGGGUCUGUGUUCACAAUUAUGUGAAGGGAGGACCCUUGGGGACCGCCAUUCUAAAUAUCAUGUAGGAAUUUAAAAAGCCAAAAUACUAAUUAUUUCUUUGUAGUGUGUAAAGGAAUGUUUUUAAAAGACAAAAACCCAACUCUUUGUGAAUUUUUAUCAACUCUUUACUCAGAGCCACUCUCCAACGCAGGUCACACUCCAAUUAUGAUGGAAGAUAUUUUUUAUACUUAAUUACAGUAGGGACUCAUUCCCAGACAAAGCAAUAGUCACGACUUCAUGGAACCAAUCAAUGGAUUGUUUUUUGAAGACUGGCAAUAAAGCUGUCCAUCCAAUUCCAAAUACUGGUUUUAAGGUAUAGCCGCUGAUAUUCUUUCAUGUUUAGAAUUCUUUCUGUUAUUAUUCAAGAAAAUGUUUUUAAUCAUGCUAAUAAACUUUUUUGGAGAUGACUUUGGCAUCAUGUUUGAAUUAAUAUAAGGCUCCCCUAGCAUUUUUUAUUGGUUUGGCUUCAGGAGUACCAAAUAGUAGCAUUAUGUGAAUGACGCAGAUAAUUUGAAUAGCGGGGAAGGAAGGCUUCAGACUGGGGGGAAGGGGAGAUGAUUGCAAAUUGCAGUGAACACUGAGGCAGUAAAAAAAACAAAAACAAAAACAAAAACCCAGCCUCAUUCAGAUAUAGAACUUCAGGGACCACCUCCACUCCCCAGUUAAUGCUGCUGUGAAAAUGCAAAAUAACCUGGUUCUGACUUUUCAUUGCUCAUGUCCCACACACUGAACUUUUGUUUUUUUCUGGACAAUCUCAGGUUCUCAGAAUUGAAACAUUCAGUUUUGUCUACUGACAAAAUGCAACUAAAAAUGUUUUAAUUCAACUUCUUACUCUACACUUGUAUACCUCUCUCCCAGAGCUUGGCUCUUCCCUGAAAUCCUUAAAGGAGUUUAUUAUUUGCCAAGAAUAUGGUUUGAUGAAGACCGUGUCAGACUCAUGCAUUCUGGAAUCCGUGAGUGCCUCCAACCAUAAACCCAGAAACGCUGCAAUAAGGAACCCAUUAGCAAGAUCAAUAACCAUUGUGGAUAUUCCAAAGAGCAGAGCACUUAACCCAGAAUCUGAAAUCUCAGUAAUAACAGAAAUGUCGAUAUGAGAUUGUGGUUAUUAACAAUAUGUUAUUCUCACAAGUUUAUUUCUUUUUUCAUCCAGGUGUUUCAUUAAGUAUUCUCAUUUAUAUGUUCAUAGAAGUCAUCAGAUCAACACAGUCACUCCAACACCUGGGUAUAAAGGCGAAUUAAAACCUGAAGAAUUACUUUAUUAUUCAUUAAGAACUGCAUUCCCACAUCCUCACACCAAUAUCUUCCACUGUUACUGUGCAGUCAUACUAAGAGUUGGGUUAUGUGAUUUAUGCAAAAUUGUUAUUGGUGUGUUCUAAUGAUUUUUUUCCAGGAAUUCAAAUAAGUGAAGUACAAAUACUUAGCACCAUAGAUUGUAAAAAUAGAAAGAAGAAAUGAGAAAACUUAAUGUCGUUCUUGUACAGCUGAGUUUUGCUUCUUUAUAAACUGUCUGUCAAAAUCAGGGGUUGCUGUUAGACUGUCAAGCAGAAGUGAUGGAUGUUCAAAGAGGCGGGUUGCCCCAGUGUUUUCUAACUUUCAAGGUGAGAAUUUUAUGUUCUAAUAAGAAAAAUACAACUCAACCACCCCCCAAAACAGAGAAAACAUACAUUUAUGCAUUUUAAAGAUAAAAGUAGUUUCUCAAAAAAAAUCAGUAGUUUCUCUGAAAACCAGCUUAUUAAAAGUGCUGUUUUAUGGUGAAAAUUGAAACCAAAUGCACUCACAUUUCGUAUCGGGUCUUGAAAUUCUUGGUGGUGUGUCACCAUUCCACUAGAUGGCAGUGUUGCUUACUGAGUGUCAAUGGCUUUUUUCCCCCUAAAUGGAAUCAUGUUUUUCUCCCCACAAAGUACAAUAAAGCUGCCUUGUCUGCACCA